GGGCUGGGAUGGGAGGGGAAGAGGCCAGGGGCAGGCAGCAAUGUGCUGCACGCUCAGAGGAAGCACGAGCAGCACUGCCCAUCGAGGGACAGCUGCCACUGGCUGGGUACGGUGCGUCCACAGCACUAACAUGGGCACUGCUGUGAGAAUGGCAUCUGCUAGGAGGACAUGGACCCUGGGCUCUCCUGGCACUUACCUGGGCAUUGCUGCCAUCACAUGGGGCAUGGUGCUGUGGGUGGAGGUGGGUGCCUGGACGUACCACUACAGUGACCAAGGGGACUACACAUGGGAGCAGGCCAGGAAUUACUGCCAGACCUUCUUUACCGACCUGGUGGCAAUCCAGAACCAGCAGGAGAUCGAGUACCUCAACAGGAGCCUGCCCUACCAUGGGCGCUACUACUGGACUGGCAUCCGCAAGCUGGGAGGCAUCUGGACCUGGGUGGGCACCCAGAAGGCGCUGACCAAGGAGGCGGAGAACUGGGCAGUUGGGGAGCCCAACAACCGCCGCUCCAACCAGGACUGCGUGGAGAUCUACAUCCAGCGGCCGCAGCAGUCCGGCAAGUGGAAUGAUGAGCCCUGCAGCCGGAAGAAAAAGGCGCUGUGCUACCGGGCCUCCUGCCAGCCCUUUUCGUGCAGCCAGCAUGGCGAGUGCGUGGAGACCAUCGGGAGCUACCGCUGCAAGUGCUACCCUGGCUUCCAUGGCCCUGAGUGCACAGAUGUUGUGCAGUGUGCCAAGCUGGAGCCCAAGGGAGUGCCCAUGAACUGCAGCCAUCCCUAUGGAGAGUUCAGCUACAAUUCCACCUGCAAGUUUAGGUGCCACGAGGGGUUUGAGCGGCAAGGGGCGGGCAUGCUGCAGUGCCUGGCUUCCCAGGAGUGGUCAGCAAACAUCCCCAUCUGCACAGCCAUCACCUGCCCAGUGCUCAGUGCUCCAGACCAGGGAGAGCUGAACUGCUCCCACCUCCAUGGGGACUUCACCUUUGGCUCCACGUGUGCCUUCUCCUGCCAGACAGGGUUUGUGCUGAUGGGGCCGGAGAGCCGUGAGUGCACAGCCACAGGGACAUGGACAGGGGAUGCCCCUCACUGUGAAGCCAUUGUCUGUCCAGGGCUCAGUGCUCCAGACCAGGGAGAGAUGCAUUGCUCCCACCUCCAUGGGGACUUCACCUUUGGCUCCACAUGUGCCUUCUCCUGCCAGACAGGAUUUGUGCUGAUAGGGCCGGAGAGCCGUGAGUGCACAGCCACGGGAACCUGGACUGGGGACACCCCACACUGUGAAGCCAUUGCCUGUCCAGUGCUUAGAGCACCAGACCAGGGAGAGCUGAACUGCUCCCACCUCCAUGGGGACUUCACCUUUGGCUCCACGUGUGCCUUCUCCUGCCAGAUGGGGUUUGUGCUGAUGGGGCCGGAGAGCCGUGAGUGCACAGCCACAGGGACAUGGACAGGGGACACCCCACACUGUGAAGCCAUUGCCUGUCCAGUGCUCAGUGCUCCAGAAAAAGGAGAGAUGCAUUGCUCCCACCUCCAUGGGGACUUCACCUUUGGCUCCACAUGUGCAUUCUCCUGUCAGAAAGGGUUUGUGCUGAUGGGACUGGAGAGCUGUGAGUGCACAGCCACGGGGACCUGGACUGGAGACACCCCACGUUGUGAAGCCAUUGCCUGUCCAGUGCUUAGAGCACCAGACCAGGGAGAGCUGAACUGCUCCCACCUCCAUGGGGACUUCACCUUUGGCUCCACGUGUGCCUUCUCCUGCCAGAUGGGGUUUGCGCUGAUGGGGCCAGAGAGCCAUGAGUGCACAGCCACAGGGACCUGGACAGGGGAUGCAACAAGAUGUGAAGCCAUCAGUUGUCCAGUUCUCAGUGCUCCAGACCAGGGAGAGAUGCACUGCUCCCACCUCCAUGGCACCUUCACCUAUGGCUCCAAAUGUUCCUUCUCCUGCCAGACAGGAUUUGCCUUGGUGGGGCUGCAGACCCGUGAAUGCACAGCCACGGGGACCUGGACUGGGGACACACCACACUGUGAAGCCAUCUCCUGCCCAGUGCUCAGAGCUCCAGACCAGGGAGAGCUGAACUGCUCCCACCUCCACGGAGAUUUCACCUUUGGCUCCAUGUGUGCCUUCUCCUGCCACACGGGGUUUGUGCUGUUGGGGCCGGAGAGCCGUGAGUGCACAGCCACGGGGACAUGGACAGGGGAUGUUCCACGCUGUGAAGCCAUCAAAUGCUCAGCACUGACUACACCGAAGAUGGGCCAGGCUGCCUGCUCCCAUUUCCAUGGGGAUUUCACCUUUGGCUCCACGUGUGCCUUCUCCUGCCAAGCGGGGUUUGUGCUGAUGGGGCCGGAGAGCCGUGAGUGCACAGCCACAGGGACCUGGACUGGGGACCCCACACAUUGCAAAGCCAUCAGCUGCCCAGUGCUGCCCCCCCCUAGCAGAGGCCAGCUGAGCUGCUCUCAUGUGCACGGGAACUUCACCUACAACUCCACGUGCACCUUUUCCUGCGAGGAGGGGUUUGUUCGGAUGGGAGUAGAGAUGCUCCGGUGUGAGGCCACAGGGAACUGGACCAGGGAUCCCCCUGUCUGUGCAGAGGAUGGUGCCUUCCUAAAGCAAGUCCUGGCUUACAGCAGCGGCUCAGCCCUGGCAGUAGCUGGUGUUGUGCUCUCUGGGGGGCUCAUUGCCCUCCUUGCCAAGAGGCUCAGUGACAGAGAGGAGAAGAGGAAGCUCCUGAAACCCACCAGUGACCUGGGAGCACCAGGAACCUUCACCAAUGCAGCAUAUGAUGCCAACCUGUGAGGUGAGGGCAGCCUGCCCAAGACUGAAACCCAGCAUGUCCUCCAGGGCUGCAGGCCCAGCAGGGGCUGCUGCUGGAGCACAGAGGGACUCCGUGCCUGUGGUUGUAGCCUGAAGUAGCGCUGCCCCUGGACACUGCCACCAUGCUGUGUGUGUAGCUUUCUCCUGGAAGGGGAGUUGCCUCCAGUGCAGACAGCUGGAGACCCACCGAGGGCCAAGAGCCACAUGCUGGGAGCAGCCUGCCCCUCAGCCCUUGGACAUUAUCCCACCAGGAAUUUGGACAUUCCCCAGUACUGCUCCACUCGUGCUUCCACCAAUGACCUUGUGUCAGCAGAGUCUGAAUAAACACCUUUG
Molecule: messenger RNA, 3133 nt
Organism: Prinia subflava (tawny-flanked prinia)
Lineage: Eukaryota; Metazoa; Chordata; Aves; Passeriformes; Cisticolidae
Gene: SELP
Product: selectin P
Exons: 18
Coding region: 41-2782 (913 amino acids)
Biological process (GO): cell adhesion
Cellular component (GO): membrane
Molecular function (GO): calcium ion binding
Source: RefSeq, a predicted model, not a curated record